GUUAUGCCUAUCUACCGAUUUUUACACUUAAAAUUUUUUGUUUCGGUCUUGGAUGUUUUGAAAUUAACAACUUUUUAGCUUCAUUUUUAUAUAUAAUGGUGCGGUUCAUGAUGGAAGCUUCGGGAUGGUUAUUUGGGGGUUCGUUUCGUGACUUUUUUAACAGAUACAUUGUUUUGAAUGGCAUUGUUGCAUCAUAGCUGGGAAUUGGGGGCUUUCUCCUGUGAUUGAAUGGAAUUUGUUGAAUUAGGUUAAAUCUGAUUCGAAAUGUGAAUUGGUUGAUGUCAUAGUGAACAGUGCAGUACAAUUGGUGAUUCCCGUAAGUACGUGAUAGUCUCGUUUGGUUUUUAGUUUAACGUAAUAACUUGAGUUCCUAGAUUGAGUUCAUAUGUUUGUUCUGAGGUAAUCAGUUCAGUUCUAUCCCAAUAUUGGAAUUUUAGUUUAACUAGCAAUUAAGGUCACUGGUCAUCAGUUUUCAGCACAUAUAGACUUCUCUACCUGUUAGCUGCUAUAUUCAAACAUCUACUAAGAAAUGCUAAUUUGUGUUGGUUGACUCGUCCAUUGUUCCAUCUCAUAUUGAAGCUGCAGUCCAAGCUGUAAGAUCAAAACCAUGGCCCAACCAACUAGGUUGGUUUGUAAGUCACUGCAGCAUCCUAACUCAUAUACUGCUGCUAUACAUCAAGGCGCCAACCAUCAUAAAAAAGGCAACCAUCGUCAUAUAAAGUUAUCUCAAAACAGAUUGUGGCAGCCUUUGGGUGGAACAGGCUGCACUUACAUUGGAUCAAAGGGAUCUUUUUGGGCAUGUCAAUCAACUGAGACACACAAUGCUGAAACGAGGGAGCACGUAAGACAUUACAGUGAUUGUUCAAACAUCUCCAGUCAAAGUGAAGAUGAUCAUUCUGUUGUUGGAGUUGGAAAGAUUGUCCCUUCAAGGAAUGGAUUAGCUCAAGCACAUGAAUUUGCUUGCAACGAUGCAAAAUUUGUUAAUGAAAGGGCUAAAGAUGACAUCGUACUUCUUUCCCGAAGCAUCGCGAGGUUGGAUGCUCGCGCACGGCAAGACGUUGCAUUUCUUGGGUCAGAGUUCCUUAAGCUUGAUGCCCGGGCAAGAGAGGAUGUUGAGAAAAUUGAUUAUGAUGUAAAGAGGAAAGCUGAAAGGCUUCGUUAUAUUACCACUCUUUUGAAAAACGAAGCUCAAGAUAAAUUGAGAACUGCUGCUGAUAAGCACUGGAGUGAUGGUGCAUUAGAGGCUGACUUGAAGCUAGCCGAUGUUGUUGCCAAGCGGCGUGCAAUGGAGGAUUCUUUAAUGGCUUUGGAGUUUGUCAAGAACAUUCAUGACAUGAUGGUUAAGAAAAUCAGGAGAAGAGAUUCCACAAACACCUGUAAGGCCAUGAGUCACAUUACACUCGAAAAGAAUGGCGAAACCCUCGACUUCAUUCCUGGUGAGGUAUCUCCCGCCCGAAUUAGUGCUAUCGAGGAAGCAUAUAGAAGCAUAGCUUCUGCACUCUCUGAAGCUGAUGGAAUCGACUAUGCUGAUCCGGAAGAGCUGGAGCUGGUGGUGGCGACACUUAUUGAUCUCGAUGCCAUGGAUGGUAAAAGCACCGUUUCUCUAUUGGCAGAGUGUUCGAAUUCUUCGGAUGUCCGAACAAGGAAGGCGUUGGCCAAUGCAUUAUCAGCUGCGCCGUCGAUGUGGACUCUUGGAAAUGCCGGCAUGGGAGCUUUGCAAAGAUUGGCGAACGACAGCAACCCUGCGAUUGCUGCUGCUGUGUCGAAAACAAUACUCGAGUUGAAGAAACAGUGGGAAAUUCAAGAGGGAGAUACCUGGAGGUUCAUGAUGAACGAAAAAUCGAACGACGACGACGACGAGGGAGAUGACAAUGAAAUGAGGACUAAGUAGGAACGACUAUCUUGCUCAAAGGGGUAACUUUUAGUUUAGUUAUGUUAUCGUUUCUAUGCUUAUAAUUGUUUGUUUGUUUUGAUUUGAUUUAUUAUUGUUGAAAAUCCAUUUGAACACAAAUUUAAGUGCCUAA
This is a messenger RNA of Andrographis paniculata, 2024 nucleotides long. Its product is annotated as senescence-associated protein AAF, chlorolplastic-like. Bases 608 to 1891 code for a protein of 427 amino acids. The record is from RefSeq and is a predicted model, not a curated record. Gene Ontology annotation, biological process: cellular response to oxidative stress; leaf senescence. The transcript is spliced from 12 exons. Gene Ontology annotation, cellular component: chloroplast. NCBI's taxonomy places the organism in Eukaryota, Viridiplantae, Streptophyta, Magnoliopsida, Lamiales, Acanthaceae.